CAUUUCACAUGACAUAGUGGGAAGAAAGCUGAGAUGGAGGUCGAGGACACGUCAUCGUCGGCCAGAGUCUCCAUAGGGUUUCCUCUGGGUUUGGCCCUUCUCUUUGCCUUGUUCUUCUUCAUUUGCUGCUUCUUCUGCUGCUUCUUGCACUGGGAUAAGAUUCUAGCUCUGCUUCGAUCUCAUGGCCUAGUCCACACCACCGAUCCUCACUCGCACUCACAAUCUCCAGAUUCACCUUCCUCUCACCCCCAGAAACCUGCUCUCUUUCCUGUGGCGAUGAAGCAGAACGAGGUUCAGAGCUUGCCUGUGCUGAUGCCAGGAGAUGAGGUUCCCAAGUUCAUAGCUAUGGCGUGUCCUUGUAAUCAUCUGAAAGACGGAAAGAUUACAAUUCGAGUUCAGAAAGAUGAUCCUAGUGAUCUUUGCAGUGACACUUGAAUGAAGACUCGGGAUUUUCUUGACGACAAUAUAGGCUAUAGCUCAGGGGAAGUUCAAAGAUUAAGCCCGUCAAAUUAGCCACUGGGAUGUUUUCCCGACAGAUCGCUGGAUCUGAUGGAUCAAAGUGACCGAGGCACAAGGUUAAGAAUAAAGAUCAGAAGUAGAAAGGAGGAAAAAAAAUUGUACUGUGACGGAUGAAGCAAUAUGAUGUUGCCCAAAGUCUACCUGGACAUUUCAGGCAUUUGAAAUUUCUUUUCCUUUUCCUACUUUACAACACUUGUAAACAAUUUUUGCCGUUUGUUACGUAGUUCUGACUUGAUUC
Prosopis cineraria is the source of this 757-nucleotide messenger RNA. RefSeq lists its product as uncharacterized. The record is from RefSeq and is a predicted model, not a curated record. The transcript has 2 exons. Bases 34 to 435 code for a protein of 133 amino acids. NCBI's taxonomy places the organism in Eukaryota, Viridiplantae, Streptophyta, Magnoliopsida, Fabales, Fabaceae.